This is a messenger RNA of Neocloeon triangulifer, 609 nucleotides long. RefSeq names its product ubiquitin-ribosomal protein eL40 fusion protein. Gene Ontology annotation, molecular function: ubiquitin protein ligase binding; protein tag activity; structural constituent of ribosome. The transcript has 3 exons. Gene Ontology annotation, biological process: modification-dependent protein catabolic process; protein ubiquitination; translation. NCBI's taxonomy places the organism in Eukaryota, Metazoa, Arthropoda, Insecta, Ephemeroptera, Baetidae. Bases 158 to 544 code for a protein of 128 amino acids. Gene Ontology annotation, cellular component: nucleus; ribosome; cytoplasm. The record is from RefSeq and is a predicted model, not a curated record.
GCCCCCGUUUUGUUUCCUUCUGAAGUUUCCAAAACCGGCACUUAGAUGGCACUGUCGUCCACCUUUACGAACUUCCGUGCAUGGAAAAGGGGAGAAAAGCCAUUUUACCAGCACAAAGUUUUGUCCUGACCACGUGGAAAUCACAUAGGUCGCCAAAAUGCAGAUUUUCGUCAAGACCCUGACGGGCAAGACCAUCACCCUCGAGGUCGAGCCUUCGGACACAAUCGAGAAUGUCAAGGCCAAGAUUCAGGACAAGGAGGGCAUUCCUCCGGACCAGCAGAGGUUGAUCUUCGCAGGCAAACAGCUUGAGGACGGUCGCACCCUUUCCGACUACAAUAUCCAGAAAGAGUCGACCCUUCAUCUGGUGUUGCGCCUCCGAGGCGGCAUCAUCGAGCCCAGCUUGCGCAUUCUGGCGCAGAAGUACAACUGUGACAAAAUGAUUUGCCGCAAGUGCUACGCCAGGCUGCACCCGAGGGCCACAAACUGCCGCAAGAAGAAGUGCGGACACACCAACAAUCUGCGCCCCAAGAAGAAGCUGAAAUAAGCAAAUCGCCCUUCCCUGUCGACCUAUGUCAUUCCAAAUAAACUUCCAAGAUAUUUUCGAAUGUA